Molecule: messenger RNA, 1180 nt
Organism: Telopea speciosissima
Lineage: Eukaryota; Viridiplantae; Streptophyta; Magnoliopsida; Proteales; Proteaceae
Product: chloroplast processing peptidase-like
Exons: 6
Coding region: 538-1116 (192 amino acids)
Biological process (GO): thylakoid membrane organization
Cellular component (GO): chloroplast thylakoid membrane
Molecular function (GO): serine-type endopeptidase activity
Source: RefSeq, a predicted model, not a curated record
GAGCUAAAACUAAGAGGAGAAGAAGAAUCCAGAAGGAAAAAAAAAAGCAGAAACAAUGUUGAUCACAGCAGUCUCAGGUUAUGAAACUGACGGAAUAUCCCAAUAGAACUAACCCUAUUAUUAUGCCUGUUCAUCUCCUCUUCGUUAAUUUCUUGGCUUUCCUUAUCUGCUCUACUGCUCAACAAUCAACUUUGCCUUUGUCUUUAACGAUUCAAUCUGAGGAAUCUUCUUGGUCGUCUUCGUGGAUCACUGAAGAUCAGGAGCUCGAGUUUCUGUUUCUCGAGCUGAAGCGACGGAGUUUAAGCAGUAAUCUCAAGAUCAUUGUCUGUUAUACUCUCUGCAACAUAACCCAUUUCUUUGUAGACCAGUGGCUACGUCGAAUUCGAGUUCUCAAUGUUCGAUUUAAACCAUUUAAAGCUUGAAGCUUUUCUCCCAUUUUCAUUGUUAAUGAUCUGAUCGUCGUUGUAGAUCAUCCUCUGCUUCAUCUUGUUGGUGUUUGUUUCACUUCUGUUCUUGUUCUUUGCCGUAAAUUGUGAAAUGAGCUUCUUGAGACCGUCGGCGUUAUACCGGUUACUUCCGACCAUUUCCUCCCUGCGAUGGAUGACGUAUCAGGCCUUGUCGUUUCUGCGAUGGCCCAAUCUUGAUGGGUUUAUGAGCUAUCUGGUGUUGGUGCUCUUAUGGUCGAUGUUUAUGGAGAUACGGUUCAUACCUUCCAAAUCCAUGUGUCCUACCCUUCGUGUCGGGGAUCGGAUCAUCUCCGAGAUGGUGUCAUAUUACUUCAAAAGCCCUGCUGUAGAUGAUAUUGUCCUUUUUACAGCACCUAAAAAUUUACAGGAUAUGGGAUUCAGGAAGGAAGAUGUUUUCAUUAAGAGAAUCAUUGCAAAAGCUGGUGACUUAGUUGAGGUUCAUCAUGGAUUACUUCAUAUCAAUGGAAUUGCCCGUUAUGAAGAUUUCAUAGCAGAACCUCCAAUGUACAAAUUGGGUGCUACUUACGUACCUCCGCACCAUGUUUUUGUGUUGGGUGACAACCGUAACAACAGCUAUGACUCUCAUGUUUGGGGUCCUCUUCCUAUUGGAAAUAUUAUUGGAAGAUACGUGACAUGUUUCAGACCAUAACAUUGAUCCUCGGCGAUAAGGGGGGUUUCUAAUAAUUCAAGAAACUGCCCCUUUCUGUGGGGUU